This is a messenger RNA of Vicia villosa (hairy vetch), 756 nucleotides long. RefSeq lists its product as uncharacterized. Bases 1 to 756 code for a protein of 251 amino acids. Lineage: Eukaryota; Viridiplantae; Streptophyta; Magnoliopsida; Fabales; Fabaceae. The transcript is spliced from 3 exons. The record is from RefSeq and is a predicted model, not a curated record. Gene Ontology annotation, molecular function: catalytic activity.
AUGAUUAUAGGAAGUCUGAAUAUUAGAAGAGGGGGCAGUUUGUUGAAGAGGAAAAGGAUUAGUAAGAUUAUUAAGGAAGGGAAUGCUGAGAUUUUUCUUAUUCAAGAAUCUAAACUGAACAAGGUGGAUCAUAAUCUGGUAAAAUUAUUGUGGAACAGGGAGAAGGUUGGAUGGUCUUAUUCUAGUUCGACAGGAAACAGUGGCGGAAUCACCACUCUUUGGAAGGAGGAGAGCGUUGAAGAGAUUUUCAGCUUCAAAGGAGAAGGAUUUUUAGGUGUGAAAUUAUGCAUAAAAGAUUGGGUUCUGGCUGGGGACUUUAAUGCAGUGUGUAUUGCGAAGGAGAGGAGGGGGAGAUAUUUAGCUAAUAGGAAGGCAGAGAUGGAGGUCUUUUCUCAGUUUGUGGAGAUUUGUGAAUUACGGGAUGUGCCUUGUAAGGGGAAAUGCUUCUCAUGGUUCAGCGGUGACGGGCAUGCGGCAAAUAAAGAAGAUUGGGGUCCGAAACCCUUUAUGUUCAACAAUGCUUGGUUUAAGGAUAAGAAUUUUUUACCGUUUAUUGAAUCUGAAUGGAAAAAAUUAAAAGUGAUAGGAAGAAAUGACUUUGUUCUUAAGGAGAAGCUUAGGCUCCUAAAAGAUAGUUUACGUAGGUGGAAUGUUAGCGUCUUUGGAAAGGUGGAUUUGGAGAUUAAGGAAGGUUUGGAAGAGAUUAAUGAAUUGGAUGAGUUUGUUAGCUGGUGCAGUCAAAAAUCAGCAUGCUGA